AAGAAAUAUAGGCAAAGAAUAGGGAAAAAAAUAGAGAAGAAAUACACACGAAGGUUUGGUUCGUCUUUAACCCAGACCAACAUCAAAGAAGAACAACCCAAAACAAGGCAAGGAAGAGAACAUAUAAUAGCAGAGAGAGGAAGCGCCAAGAACGAAGACACUGUUACUAAUUACCCUAUCUUUCUCUCGCCACAAACCAUACUUUUCGAUCUUCCUUCUUCUAACGCUACAAAUUCAAACUACAGCUACGCUCGUCUCUCCGAUCUAUCAUCUUCUUUAUAUCUUUCUUUUCUUGGGGAGGUUUCUCGUUCGUUUGCGCGCGCCGGUGCGCGAAUUAUACGCAUUUGCUUCGGCUUUGACCCGUUUCGUGAUUGUGUGUGGAAUUUAGGGUUUUCAAUUGGAACGAGGAUUGAAUUGAGGCGAAGCAUUUGCAGCAUGAGCAUCGACAGCCCUGGGCGAGGGGACUGCUAGGGUUUCGAGGUUCUUACGUCGAGGGUGAGAUUUCCAUGGGCGAUGGAGGCGUCCCGUGCAUGCCUUUGCAGUAUAUUAUGGAGAGGUUGCCGAGUUCCGAGAAGACUGUUGUGUGCGGAGGCAAGAGUGGGAAUGGCUUCAAUUCCAAGUUGUUCAAGUUUGCUGGCAAUGAGAGGAGGAAGAUGAAGGCGAGAAAGAGUGAAUUGGUGUUGGACAGAGUGAGCAAGAGGAGCAGCAAUGAUGUUGAGAAUGGUGGCGAAGUGGAGAAACAGCAAGAGAAGGUGCAGAAGGAGGAAGUGGAGGAAGGUGAAUUGGGCACUUUGAAGUGGCCUAGGACUGACCUGGAAAAUGGGGAGUUCGUGCCAGAGAUGCCGCCACCAGCCCAACCGAGGAAGGGUGAGAUUGAGAACGGGGAGAUUGUGAGUGAGAAGUGGAAAGGAAGGGAGCUGGAGAAGGGGGAGAUUGCUUCUGGAAAAUGGAGGAAAGAGGAUGUUGAAAGAGGGGAGAUAGUUCCUGAGAAGGGUGGUAGGAAAGGGGAAGCUGAGAGAGGUGAAUAUGGGUCAUGGAGAGGUGUAAAUGAUGAAAUUGAGAAGGGAGAAUUCAUUCCGGAUAGAUGGUACAAGGGGGAUUAUGACAGUAGAAUCCGCAGGUACCAUUCAGGUAGGGACAAAGGGUGGAAAAUUGAACGUGAACGUGAAAGUACACCUUCUUCUGGGAGAUAUUCUGGGGAUGAUUUUUUUAGGAAGAAGGAUUUGAAUAUUCGUGGGAGUCAGCAUCCUAAAAGUUCUCCCAGGUGGGAGGGUGGACAACAGCGGAAUGUAAGGAUCAGUUCUAAGAUUGUGGAUGACGAGAAGAACGUUCACAGCAAUGGUAAGGACCAUGCACGAGAUUACACUUCUGGAAGUCGGUUGAAGAGGCUUGGUAAUGAUACUGACAGCUAUGAGCGGAAGCAUUCUGCAGAUUAUUCCGGUUUAAAAAGCCGAAGACUUUCUGAUGAUAGCUGUCGCCAAGUUUAUUCAGAAAACUAUUCUCGUCGUUCUGUGGAACGGUCUUACCGAACUAAUAAUGCUACCAAAGUAUCGGCAGAUAAAUAUGCAAGUAGGAAUCAUGAAUCUUCUUUGUCUAUUAGACAGGCUUAUGAUAGGCAUGGGCGCAGCCCUGGUCAUUCUGAGCGAUCCCCACGUGACCGAGGCAGGUAUUAUGAUCAUAGGGAUCGAACUCCAGUACGCAGGUCUCCUUGUGGUCGUGACAGAUCUCCAUAUAACCGGGAGAAGUCCCCACAUGGACGGGAGAGGUCCCCAUAUCCGUAUAACCGGGAGAAAUCCCCCUAUGGUCGGGAGAGGUCGCCAUAUACAAGGAACUGGGACAGAAGUCGUCAGCCUGAUCAUAAAUUGAGAAGUCCGACCCGUUCUGAGCAGUCACCACCCGAUCGAAGUCGGCGACACGAUCCUAAGGAUAGUACCACAAAUUUGUUAGAAGCAUCUACCCUUGAUCAGGCUAGGAAAGACAGUCGACGUGAUUCAAGUUGUAAAACCUUACCAAGUGAAAAACAUGAUUCCCAAAAUUCUUGUAAGGAUCAAGAGGAUAAGCAGACUCAGAGGGAUUCAAACUGUUCAAGUACUGAAUCUCAGAAUGAAAAAAGUGUGCAAGAGGCCAUCAAGUCAGUUGAGAAAGACAUCUGCAAUCAACCUUUAAACGAACACCGGAGUUGCAGUCCAACCGUUACCCACAAAGAAUCUCCUCUCUCCGAGCCACCUCCUGAGGAGAUGCCUUCUAUGGAAGAGGAUAUGGACAUUUGUGAUACCCCUCCACAUGUCCCUGUGGUGACAGAUUUGUCUUCAGGGAAAUGGUAUUACCUGGACUAUGGUGGUGUGGAAAAUGGGCCUGCUAAAUUGUGCGACAUCAAGGUCCUUGUGGAGGAAGGGGUACUAGUGUCAGAUCACUUUAUCAAGCACAUAGAUAGUGACAGGUGGUUAACAGUUGAAAAUGCCGCGUCACCUUUGGCACCUCAGAACUUUCCUUCAAUUGUGUCAGAUAGCAUAACUCAACUGGUAAAUCCCCCAGAAGCUCCUGGCAAUAUCUUGUCAGAUACAGCUGAUAUUUUUCAAUCUGCUCACGAGAAUCACCAGGAAAUGCUAACCCCCUCACCGCCUCCACUAGUGUGCCCCAUUGACAGUUUGCGUUCAUCUGAACUUUUGGAGGACUUCCACAUUGAUGAAAGAGUUAAAAAUCUCUUGGAGGGUUAUGAUGUCACUCCUGAGAUGGAACCUGAGGCAAUAAAAGAAGUGUUGCUAAUGAAUUUUGAAAAUGCAAGAGGGGAGGAAUCGAGAGAUUAUGAAGGUUUUCCUUGGAAUGUUUCCUGCCUUGGGGAAGAUUAUGAUUCUAGUACUGAUUUAGCAUCUAGAGAUUCUGAGUCUCAGUUAAGUAUGUCAUCUGAUAAGGAUAAUGGACUAGGCUUUGGUAUAUCUAGUGACUGGUUUUCCACCCGUUGGUCAUGUAAGGGUGGUGACUGGAAGAGGAAUGAUGAUUCCCUGGAUAGAUAUUCUAGAAAGAAACUUGUCCUAAAUAAUGGUUUUUCGUUAUGUCAAAUGCCAAAGUCUGGAUGUGAAGAUCCUCGUUGGCCUCAAAAAGAUGAACUGUAUUUUCCUUCUCAAAACAAGAGGCUUGAUCUUCCUCUGUGGGCUUUCUGUGCUGAUGAGCGGGAUGAAUGCAGUGCUGCAGGUAGAUCAGUUCAAAGUAAGUCUGUUUCUGUGAGAGGAGUGAAAGGCAAUGUUCUUUCAGUGGUCAGGAUAAAUGCAUGUGUAGUAAAGGACCAGGGGUCAUUGGUCUCUGAGUCACGCCACAAGACGCGGGGCAAGGAAAGACAUCAUUCUAGGUCAAGUCGGCCCUUCUCUGCAACCAGUGAUAGCAAGAGAUCAUCAACUGAACAUGAUUCCCAGUUAAAGGCUUUUAGUGAUCAAGGUUCUUACAGGAUCAUGGAAUUCCUUAACACUCCCAAAGACCAUCUUUGUACUGUCCAUGAGUUGCAAUUACAUUUGGGUGACUGGUAUUAUUAUGAUGGUUCUGGGCGUGAAAGGGGCCCCUCAUCAUUUUCAGAGCUACAGUACUUAGUAGAUCAGGGUAUCAUAAAAAGGCAUAGCAGUGUGUUCAGGAAAAGUGACAAACUCUGGGUUCCUAUCACCUCUGGAACAGAAACAUCUGAUGGCAGUCUCACGAUCCAACAAGAAAGCAGUUCAAUAUCUGGUUUUUCAUCAAAGCAAACUCAGGCAUGUGGUGAACCUUACACAAAUUCAAGUUUGUUUAACAGCUUGCAUCCUCAGUUUGUUGGUUAUACUCGUGGGAAGCUACAUGAGCUUGUGAUGAAAUCAUAUAAGAGCCGAGAGUUUGCUGCAGCUAUAAAUGAGGUUUUAGAUCCCUGGAUCAAUGCAAGACAACCGAAGAAAGAAAUUGAAAAACAACUAUAUUGGAAAUCAGAAGGUGAUGCACAUGCAACCAAGAGAGCCCGGUUACUUGUUGAUGAUAGUGAAGAUGACAGUGAUUUGGAAGAUGGUGAUUUUACUGUCGAGAAGGAUGAAUCUAGUUUUGAGGAUCUAUGUGGUGAUGCUACUUUUCCUGAAGAUGAAAUUGGUGCUACUGAUUCUCAAAUGGGAAGCUGGGAUAAUUUAAAUGGCCGUGUGCUAGCACAGAUUUUCCAUUUUUUGAAAUCUGAUUUGAAGUCCCUUGUUUUUGCUUCAUUGACUUGCAAGCGCUGGAGAGCUUCUGUAAGGUUUUAUAGAGAAGUGUCAAUGCAGGUCAAUUUGUCAUCCUUGGGUCAUUCCUGCACUGACGCCAUGUUGUGGAACAUUUUGAAUGGAUACGAGAAAGAGAAGAUCAAUUCUAUAAUUCUAAGGGGUUGUGUUAAUAUUACAGCUGAGACGCUUGAGAAAGUUCUUCUUUCAUUUCCUGGUUUAUUUACAGUGGACAUUAGAGGGUGCAACCAGUUUGGAGAGCUGACUCUUAAAUUUGCAAAUGUGAAAUGGAUCAAGAGCCGGAGUUCAUACUUGACUAAAAUUUCCGAGGAUCCUCACAAAAUUAGAAGUCUUAAACACAUUACAGAGCUAGCCUCAUCUGUUUCCAAAUCCAGCAGUAUAGGUAUAGAUGAUUUUGGGCAAUUGAAGGACUAUUUUGAUAGUGUGGAUAAGAGAGAUACCAAGCAAUUGUUCCGUCAAAACUUGUACAAGCGAUCAAAACUAUAUGAUGCUAGAAAGUCCUCCUCCAUUCUAUCGAGGGAUGCUCGAACAAGACGUUGGGCAAUCAAGAAAACUGAAAGUGGUUAUAAGAGGAUGGAGGAAUUCCUUGCUUCAAGACUCCGUGAAAUUAUGAAGACAAACUCUUGUGACUUUUUUGUGCCCAAGGUUGCAGAAAUUGAGGCUAAAAUGAAAAAUGGUUAUUAUAGUAGCCGUGGGUUGAAUUCUGUGAAAGAGGACAUAAGUAGAAUGUGUCGUGAUGCCAUAAAAGUGAAGAAUCGGGGUGAUGCUAGUUACAUGAAUCAUAUUAUCACCCUGUUUAUUCAGCUUGCAACACGGCUGGAAGAGAGUUCUAAAUCUGUGCAUGAGAGAAAUCUACUGAAAUCGUGGGACAAUGACUUGCCUGCAGUGUCCUGCUCUACUCUGUCAAAGUAUAAGAAGAAUAGGUUAGUGAAUGAAAGGAAGUAUAGGAGUAAUGGUACACAUGGUUUGGAUAAUGUGGAAUAUACCUCUGAUCGAGAAAUUAAGAGGCGAUUAUCAAAGUUGAACAAAAAAUCGAUGGACUCAGAGAGUGAAACAUCUGAUGAUGAUCUAGAUAUGUCUUAUGAAGAUGGAAAGAGUGACAGUGAUACUACAACCUCUGAUACUGAAAGUGAACGAGAAGUACAUUCCGAAAGUCUGAUUAGGGAGUCAAGAGGGGAAGGAUUCUUGACAUCUGAGGAAGAGUUGGAUUUUAUAACUGAUGAUCGAGAAUGGGGUGCACGCAUGACAAAAGCAAGUUUGGUUCCUCCAGUUACCAGGAAAUAUAAAGUCAUUGAUCAAUAUUGCAUUGUAGCUGACGAAGAGGACGUACGAAGGAAGAUGAGGGUUUCAUUGCCAGACGACUAUGCUGAGAAGCUGAGUGCACAAAAGAAUGGCACUGAGGAGUCAGAUAUGGAACUUCCUGAAGUGAAAGAUUACAAACCUAGAAAGCAGCUAGGAUAUGAGGUUAUUGAGCAAGAAGUUUAUGGAAUUGAUCCUUUUACACACAAUCUUUUGCUUGAUUCUAUGCCAGAGGAGUUAGAUUGGGCUCUGCCAGAUAAGCAUUUGUUUAUAGAAGAUACACUCCUUCGAACAUUGAAUAAGCAAGGUAGAAAUUUUACUGGAACUGGAAGCACUCCAAUGAGCUACCCAUUGCGGCCUGUUGUUGAAGAUAUUAAAAGACAAGCCGAGGAGGAUUGUGACGCAAGAAUGGUUAAAAUGUGUCAAGGUAUUCUGAAGGCCAUGGACAGUCGUCCAGAAGACAAAUACGUAGCUUAUAGGAAGGGGCUUGGUGUUGUUUGCAACAAGGAAGAAGGAUUUGCGGAAGAUGAUUUUGUUGUGGAGUUUCUGGGAGAGGUUUAUCCUGUGUGGAAGUGGUUUGAAAAACAAGAUGGGAUUCGAUCUCUGCAGAAAGAUAGUAAAGAUCCAGCACCAGAAUUCUACAACAUCUACCUUGAGAGGCCAAAGGGUGAUGCUGAUGGGUAUGACUUAGUUGUUGUUGAUGCCAUGCAUAUGGCUAAUUAUGCCAGUCGAAUAUGUCAUUCGUGCAGACCUAACUGUGAAGCCAAGGUUACUGCCGUUGAUGGUCAAUAUCAAAUUGGUAUUUAUAGUGUUCGUAAAAUUCAACAUGGUGAGGAGAUCACUUUUGACUACAAUUCUGUAACGGAGAGCAAGGAGGAGUAUGAAGCUUCGGUUUGUUUGUGUGGAAGCCAAGUAUGCCGUGGGAGCUAUCUGAAUUUGACUGGUGAAGGGGCUUUCCAAAAGGUUCUGAAGGACUCUCAUGGAAUUCUUGAUCGGCAUUAUUUGAUGCUAGAAGCUUGUGAAUUAAAUUCUGUGUCUGAAGAGGACUAUAAUGACCUUGGAAGAGCUGGUUUAGGCAGUUGUUUGCUUGGAGGCCUGCCAGAUUGGCUUGUUGGUUAUGCGGCUCGCCUUGUGAGAUUUAUCAAUUUUGAACGAACAAAACUUCCUGAAGAAAUUCUAAAGCAUAAUCUGGAAGAAAAAAGAAAAUAUUUUUCGGACAUAUGUCUUGAAGUUGAAAGGAGUGAUGCCGAAGUUCAGGCUGAGGGUGUUUACAACCAAAGGCUUCAGAAUCUUGCUGUCACUCUUGAUAAGGUACGGUAUGUCAUGAGAUGUAUUUUUGGCGAUCCACGGAAAGCACCACCUCCUCUUGAGAAGCUCAGUCCUGAAGCAACUGUUUCCUUCCUCUGGAAAGGUGAGGGUUCAUUUGUUGAGGAGCUUCUUAAGUGCAUCGCUCCUCAUAUUGAAGAAGAGAUCUUGAAGGAUCUCAAGCUUAAAAUUCAUGCUCACGAUCCUUCAAAUUCAGUAGAUAUUCAAAAAGAGCUUCGGAAAUCUUUGUUAUGGCUUAGGGACGAAAUCCGAAAUCUUCCUUGUACAUAUAAAUGUCGGCAUGAUGCUGCUGCUGACUUAAUCCAUAUUUAUGCUUAUACCAAGUACUUCUUUAGGAUACAGAAUUAUCAAGCGAUUACAUCACCACCUGUCUAUAUUAGUCCACUUGACUUAGGUCCCAAGUACACUAACAAGUCGGGAGCAGAAUUUCAGGAGUAUCGAAAGAUAUAUGGCGAAAAUUAUUGUUUAGGACAGCUGAUAUUUUGGCAUAACCAGAGUAAUGCUGAUCCAGAUCGGAGCCUGGCUAGAGCUAGCAGGGGUUGCUUGUCUUUACCAGAUACCAGUUCCUUUUAUGCCAAGGCGCAGAAGCCCUCUCGACAUUGUGUUUAUGGUCCAAGGACCGUGAGAUCUAUGCUUGCUAGAAUGGAGAAGCAGCCGCAGAGAUCUUGGCCCAAAGACCGGAUAUGGUCAUUCAAAAGUUCUCCGAAAUUCUUUGGUAGCCCGAUGUUAGAUGCUGUAGUAAAUAACUCUGCACUGGACAGGGAGAUGGUUCAUUGGUUGAAGCACAGACCUGCCAUAUUCCAAGCCAUGUGGGACCGUUAAAAUUUUACAUGGUUUGGAGAAUUUUGGUCAGAGCACGCUCGAUAAAGCAGCUACUUUUAGAUGUGGAAUGGUUCAUCCUUCAGAGCUGCCUGCCUGUUUUAGCCUGGGUGGGGGGUCUGUAAUUAUUAAUCCAAAAGCGUCGUUCCUUGUACCGCUUUUCAGUCAUUCUUGUGUACAGUUUUGUUGGCCAUUGAUUUGUAAUUCAUUUGAUUGUAGGGCAUUGUUUUUACUUACAUUUAUGUAAUAUGAAAUGAUAGUUAGGAAGAAAAAAGAAAGGUUAUUUCCCGUCA
This is a messenger RNA of Vigna radiata var. radiata (mung bean), 7957 nucleotides long. RefSeq names its product histone-lysine N-methyltransferase ATXR3. Gene Ontology annotation, molecular function: protein binding. Lineage: Eukaryota; Viridiplantae; Streptophyta; Magnoliopsida; Fabales; Fabaceae. The coding region runs from base 507 to 7667 and encodes 2386 amino acids. The transcript is spliced from 20 exons. The record is from RefSeq and is a predicted model, not a curated record.